UUCUACUAGGGACUGAGGAAGUUGCAUACUGGCAUUCGGGAGACUCGAUUCGAUGGACUAUAUCUCAGGAGUUCGCUUCUAGCUGCACGUGAGAACUUUUUGGACAUCAGGAAUCAACUCGGAGGACUAUGUAGGGACCUUAAUUAUUUGUUAUGUAUUCUUUUUGUAUAGAAUAUAUUUGAAUAUGUUACUACCUGAAUUUUUUUUUUUAGUUGGUUUAGUGAUGUCGCUAUUUUAGAAUGUAUAUAUAUGUGUGAGCGCUUGCUGGAUUGGUUAUAUAUUGUUGGGAAUAAUGGAAAGCAGGUUUUUAUGUGAAUAAUUUAUGUGAUAAUGGAUAUCGAGAAAACUUAGGGAAAACUCUGCUGAAAUUUUAGGUCGUAACAAUAUGGCGUUUCAUUUUACCCAGAUUUUGAAAUUUGAAUGUAAAGCACAUGCCGAAUAUGGACUAAUAAAACCGAUAAUGACGCUGCUUGCAGAGUAAGAGUUCCUGGUUUCUAGAAAUAUAGAGGGCAUGGAAGUCCAGACGACAUUGGACUUUUGGUCCCAAUCACCCAUUGUUUAGUCCAAAUUCUAAUUCUUAUUUUCCUUCCUCCUCAUGUGAUCCUCUGGUAAUGACUACAGUCUUUAGCAAAAAGCGUCAUAGCUGAUCUCAUUGGCUUGUAGCUUAGUGCAAAAACUCUUCCCCAAGUAAUGUAAUCUAAGGUUUUACCUGUACUGCACAACCUUUUUCUUUUACCGGGUUUGAUUUGCUUCUGUAACUAUGUCUACUAUGAGGUUAAACUCCUUAUAUUAAUUAAAGUCGUGUUCUUAACUAUUACUAAACUCAUGCUUCCGUCAAAGCGUCAAUCACAUGAAUAUCCCUACUGCUUGUUGGGCAGGGCAAGUAGCAGGAAACUGUCCUUAAUUUCCAUGUGCUGUUAAGUAUAUUAUCCACUGAGCUCUGCAGAAUAAUUUUUGGGUGGACUAUUCACAACAGUCCAGUUUUCGUAGGCUCGUAAAUCUCCAGGAAUGAACUGUCAUCACAAAGAUUUUUCAAGUGUUUAAAGAGGUUCGGAUUAUUUAAAGAAUGUUGCUAGCUAAAGUAAGGAGCAUCCUUAAAAGUGUAAUUUUAAGGAUGCCUCGGACUAAUACGUUUCUUAUAAAAACAAUGUAUUAUCUUAUUAAAAAUAUUAAUUUUUUUGUUAAAUAAUAAAAAAACAGCAUUCGUCAACUGAUACACUACGACGAGGUGAUCUCCCUUUGGUCUAUGUGAAUUCCCCCUUCCAAGGAGACCCUACAUGAAAGAUCAAUCCUACUUUAAGAAAAAUUGAAAAAGUAAUUGGAAAAGGAGAGAAAAGUAAUUGGACAUUUAUCGAGGAGCUUUCCAUGCCAAUCCUCAACCCUUUUUUAAUCAUUCUGUCCCCAUAAAAGGCCUCAACAUUAACUCUCACUCCCACUAACCACACAAACACAAACGGAGAGGAAAAGAAGAGGUAAUGUCUGCUAUGAACAUUGGUAUAGGACUAGCCAUCCUUGCUCUAGCGGUGGCAUUGGCAUGGAGGGUCCUGAACUGGUUGUGGCUGAGGCCGAAGAAGCUCGAGAGGCUUCUUAGGGAGCAAGGCUUCAAGGGGAAUCCGUACAAAUUCCUGAAUGGAGACCUGAAAGAGAGCGCGAAGAUGAUAAAAGAGUCGAAGUCUAGACCCAUCGGACUCUCGGAUGAUCCAGUGCCUCGUAUCCACCCCUUCGUCCUUCAAUCUGUAAACACCUAUGGUAAGGAUUUUUUCAAAUGGAUGGGACCGACUCCAAGACUGAACAUCAUGAACCCUGACCAUAUCAAGGGUAUUUUCUCAAAGAUAUAUGACUUUGAAAAGUCGACCCCGAAUCCACUAGUCGUGUUAAUAGCGAAUGGACUUACAAACCAUGAGGGCGAGAAAUGGGCAACUCACAGAAAAAUCAUCAACCCUGCCUUCCACUUAGAGAAACUCAAACUCAUGUUGCCUGCCUGUUAUUUAAGCUGCGACGAGAUGGUGAAAAGAUGGGAGAAGUUGAUAUCCACUGAGGAAUCAGUCGAGCUCAAUGCAUGGCCUGACCUGCAGAAUCUGACCUGUGAUGUGAUUUCUCGAACAGCAUUUGGGAGUAGCUAUGAAGAAGGGAAGAGAAUUUUCGAGCUUCAAAUAGAACAAGUUGAGCUCGCCAUCCAAUACAUGCAGACAAUCUACAUCCCAGGAUGGAGGUUUGUCCCCACGAAAAUGAACAGGAGGAUGAAGCACUUGACUGAAGAAGUGCACUCCUUGCUUCGCAGGAUCAUCAGCAGAAGAGACAAAUCGAUAAGGGCAGAGGAGGCUGCUACUGCUGAUCUUUUGGGACUGUUGCUGGAGUCGAACAUGAAGGAACAACAUGAAAACAGAGGAAACAAGUACACAGGGAUGAGUAUUCAAGAUGUGAUCGAGGAAUGUAAGCUUUUUUAUUUUGCCGGGCAAGAGACUACCUCAAUCCUCCUUGUCUGGACGGUGAUAUUACUGAGUACUCAUCCUCAGUGGCAAGACCGAGCAAGAGAGGAGGUUUUGCAAGUAUUUGGAAGAGAUGGAAAACCUGACUUAGAUGGGCUGAAUCGCCUUAAGAUUGUUACGAUGAUCUUGUACGAGGUUAUGAGGCUAUACCCACCAGUGACAAUGAUCAACCGCUUCAACCGCAAGGAAAUGAAACUUGGAAAACUAACUAUACCGGCAGGGGUAGAACUGUCGGUGCCCAUAUUACUUGUCCACCACGAUAAAGAGCACUGGGGAGAGGACGCCAAGGAAUUCAAGCCUGAAAGGUUCUCUGAAGGAAUCUCAAAGGCGACCAGGAACCAAGUUGUGUAUUUACCGUUCGGUUGGGGCCCUCGAAUCUGCAUUGGCAUGAACUUUGCAUUGAUUGAAGCGAAGAUGGCAAUGGCGAUGAUACUGCAACGGUUCUCAUUUGGGCUUUCUCCUUCUUAUGCACAUGCCCCAACAGCAUUCCUCACUCUCCAUCCCCAGCAUGGCGCCCAAAUUAUUUUGCGUAGAGCUGAAUGAGCUGAUCACACAUGACAUUGUCAACACAAUACACACGCGAAUAAGUUUACCAUCGGCUUAUCACUUAAAUGAGAGUUGGUUUAGUAUAGUAAUCCUUGUAAUAAAAAAUUAUCAUUUGUGUUCUAAUAAGUUCUUCCUUCUCUGAUCAUAGUUAACUAUGCAUUGCGUAGGAUUUUGAGCACGUCUGCUUCAAUUUUGAUGAUCUGCCUGUUACAGUAAUUAAGAUUGCUUGCAGAUGUACAUGUUAAAGAAAUGAAGGAAAGAAAAGGAGAAUGUGUCUGUGGCCUUACUAUGUA
This is a messenger RNA of Punica granatum (pomegranate), 3328 nucleotides long. The record is from RefSeq and is a predicted model, not a curated record. Lineage: Eukaryota; Viridiplantae; Streptophyta; Magnoliopsida; Myrtales; Lythraceae.